Dibothriocephalus latus is the source of this 1086-nucleotide messenger RNA. The record is from the annotation of a GenBank genome assembly. Lineage: Eukaryota; Metazoa; Platyhelminthes; Cestoda; Diphyllobothriidea; Diphyllobothriidae.
AUGGUUCUCAUGGACAUAUCUCUAAGCAGUUCUUCUGACACCAGUUUCGCGCGUUCCGGACUUCAUUAUUCCCUUCGCAGCCCUGCCAACUUUAACUGGCCUUGUCUCUGGUUCCACUCCUCUUCCCCAGAGGCUGUGCGUGGCCUGAUCGCCAAUACUCCGGACCGCAUUCACUCAUUGGUCACAAGUGCUCUCCAACACUUUUGGAGUUUUCGUUCCACCAGUGACGGUGGCUUCGAGGCUGCUCUGCGCAAUGCCCAACCUCCCGAAUUGUUCUUUGCAGAGUACUCCGAUGAAGAGGAUGUUGCACUAGCGACUACUGGAAAACCCGUAACCUUUGUGAACCGGAUGCUCGUUUUUGAGUACCUUCGGGAGCUUCUGCUGCGUAUUUACGAUGGUGAGGAUGUGGAAAAACACUCCAGUGUUAAGCCCGAAAUUACCAGCUCCCAAUUUCGUCUCUGGAAGGGAAUGUCUAGGCCAACCUCACUGGAACGACUGUCGUCCCUGGUCACACCCCACCUCCAGAGCGACCUCGCUUUGAACCUACAGCAGUCGUCGCCGCUAGCACCAUCCACUGCCUCCUCUGCCGCCGCUGCCGCUGCUUCACAAUUUCAGCGCAUGCCGAAGCUCACGCAGUGGACACUUAAUCGGAAGAACUGGUUGGACCAACUGCUUGAAUUAGAGAUGCGGACAGACGAAGCCACAUGGAUUAACUAUGCUGCCUACGAGGAGGAAAUCAAGCAGAGCCUGGUAACCCAGGUGCUUGACGAGUUGCUGGAAAGCGCGGUAUGCACGGUCUUCGAGACGGCUAAGGACCUCGUGGGCGCCAGCAGCAGAAACGGCACCAUCUCGGCAGCCGAGCUCAGUGAUCUCUGUCUCUUGAUUUCUCAUCGACACUCCCUCUCUCCCCCAGCCCCCGCCUUCGUCCCGGUGUUUCCGCCGCCUGGCGCCACCACGAUUUCCCACCUCAUACUCAUUCAUGCCUUCCAAGUAUUUGUGAUAUUCAGGUUUGCCCUUCAAGGCGAGCAAGACUCCAAACCACCCCCCCCUUACAGCUCACGCUGUGUUUCAUGCAGUCUUGUGUAA